AGUGCAUUGUGUUUGCAUUUAUUUCUAAAGCCUGUAAAAAUUAAAUAAGAAGUAGAUAUAUACAGUGAAGGUGACCCCAGCAAGUAAUGUACAGCUCCCCAAAUUGUCCCACCACACAUCACUCCUUUAAAAUCUUCCCCCCUUAACCAUUUCUGACUUCCCAUUAAUGUCCCCAUUUCAAUUUCAUCUUCUUUUUUUUCAUUUUUUUUGAAUCCCACCUUUUUUUAUUUCUCUUCCCUUCUUCCCCCUAAAAACAGAGUUAUGAUGAAGAAAAAAACAUUGAACUUUUCUUCUCUUCUUAGAAACACAGAACUCAAAUAUUCAUCAUCCUCAUGGCCUUGGCCUUUGUAUUGUCACCAACCAAAAACUCUCUCUUUUAGAGUUGAUAACAAAGAUGACACAUUCAAAACCAUUAACUCAGCUUACUUGGAAGAUUCUGAUUCUAGCUUUUCAAAACACUCUGAGGAAUUCAAAAUAGGAGAUUCCAUCGAAACAACAAUCCGUGGAUUGCGUUCCGAUCGUUUUUUCUUCGAACCCGAUGAGACUAAUUCCAUUUUAGAGGCUAAUAAAGUUGCUGCUGAAGGAAAUGGAACUCAAAGCUUGCCAUUCAAAGAUAGUGUUGUUUUGUCUAUGGAAUCUCAAGACCCUUAUGUCGAUUUUCGAAAGUCUAUGGAGGAAAUGGUAGAAGCUCAUGAUGUUAAAGAUUGGGAGUGUCUUCAAGAGCUUUUGUGUUGGUAUUUGAGAGUCAAUGAGAAAACUAAUCAUGGUUAUAUUGUUGGUGCUUUUGUUGAUUUGUUGGUUGGUCUAGCAUUUGCUUCUACUUCUUCUUCUUUUUCUUCUUCAUCUUCUUCCCAAUCCAUUUCUUCUCCUUUGUCUUUCUAUAGUUCUUCUAUGUCUUCCUCCUACGACACUCGUUGUGUUUCUUGUUUGGAAGCUCGCGAGGAGGAGGUUAAUAUUCCUAGUUCUUCUUUGUUGUUAGAACAAGUUAGAGAGGAUAUUGAUCUCGAAGAUGAAGCUGAAGCUUCUGAUACUGAUACUGAAGUUUCAGCUUCAUCUUCUUCAUCAACUAUUUAAUCUAAUUAAGUUUUAUGAAAAUAAUUUUUAAUUAUGUAUAACGAAUAGUACUAGUUAUGUAAUAUAAAGUAACAUUUUUCUUCUUAAUGAUUUUCCAUGCUUAAUUUUUGUCUAUCUUACACAAUGUGUGGUUGUAUUUUUGUGUUCAUGAAUGUCACACGUGUGGUUAAAAAUGCAACCGUGUGAGUGUAUAUUCAUGAGAUGAGUUAAGAUAGUCACUUUCUAUUUCCUAUAGUACUGAAUGGGAAGAAAUAGAUGUGGAAAUUUCUAUUUUUGUCUAAAUUAAUUAUGUCAUCCCUACCAUAUAUGUAUAGUCAUAAUCUUUUGUAAAUCUAUGUACUUUAUGUAGCAAAAUGACAGCAAAUCUCUAUUGCUUUCCCUGAAA
Molecule: messenger RNA, 1459 nt
Organism: Cicer arietinum (chickpea)
Lineage: Eukaryota; Viridiplantae; Streptophyta; Magnoliopsida; Fabales; Fabaceae
Product: transcription repressor OFP13
Biological process (GO): negative regulation of DNA-templated transcription
Source: RefSeq, a predicted model, not a curated record